AUGGAGAUGUGGGGCCAGGUACGAAGUUUCGAGCUUCGCCUACGCCUUCGAGAGACUCGUCGAAGAAACGAAGAAAGCCCUGAGCCCGAUUCAACUACUGGAUUACCAGAGCGCGGCCGCCACUCGCGCACAAUCACGGCGCCCGUACCCGAGUGGCUUCAAGAAGAGGUGGGAGCAGACAAGUCGUUUGAUGACAUUCGUCAUCUCAUUCAAAGGAUCCGUCAGUAUCUUUUAGAGACCGAGCGUGACCAGCAAGAUCAGCAAGCUCUAGGCAGCACGACACUCAAUUCCCAAGGUCCCAGAAGGGGUUCCUCGGCUCAUGUCAUAUUUCCCGACAUUGAGAUUAUCCCGGCCUUCGACGAGGAUACGCUCCAACCAAAGAAACCUUCUUCCUCGGCUCGGCAUACAAAAAGUCAAUCCGCUGGUGCUCAAACGGAGGACGACAGGGCUGGAGAAGAAGCAUCCGCUUCAAGAAGUCGCCGACAAAGCCAGGGAUCGCGGCCCAGAGGCAAUCGUGUGUCCGGACGUGGUACGGUCAGAAAAUUGAGGGAUGACGGCUCGCAACGAAAUCGUCGAUACAUCAAGGAGGAUUAG
Molecule: messenger RNA, 594 nt
Organism: Penicillium diatomitis
Lineage: Eukaryota; Fungi; Ascomycota; Eurotiomycetes; Eurotiales; Aspergillaceae
Exons: 1
Coding region: 1-594 (197 amino acids)
Source: RefSeq, a predicted model, not a curated record